AUGUCUGAGGGAAUUGAAGCUGUGAUUGCCAAACUUGGUGAUAGACCAAGAUCAGAAGUUGUCAAAGAAUUGGCAAGUUAUGGUAAUGUUGAUAGUCUCACUCAAUUCAACAUGAAACUUGUUAACGACGGCAGGCAACGUAAAAACUUUCCAAAGGGAGAAUAUUAUAUAAGAAGAAAGCUGAAGGGAGGCAGUGUAUAUGUAACACUGGAAGAACGCUUGGCUAGCGAUAUCUGUGAAAUUUCCAAUUUCCUUGACUCUGGAACUGUAACUAACGAACUAAGAGAUAUGUUUAAGAGUGAUUGUAGUCGGGUUGUGGCGAAUCUAGCUUCUGUUAACAAUGACAGCCCUGCUUUCACUAGUCAACUAACACGUAGCAUUGACCGGUCAUUAACUACGACCAACAGCCCUGCAAUGUUUACACCGCCUUAG
Molecule: messenger RNA, 432 nt
Organism: Paramuricea clavata
Lineage: Eukaryota; Metazoa; Cnidaria; Anthozoa; Malacalcyonacea; Plexauridae
Source: the annotation of a GenBank genome assembly